GAGGAAUGUAGUAACACUGAGAUCUCCACAAUUGUCAGGAUGCGCGCACAUUUAUAAAUAAAUAAAUCCGCUGUCUCUCUGGCUCGCGUUCGCGCGCAUCAGCGCUGGAGCUGACCAUGGUGCUGAUCGCCGCACGCUCGCUCAAGAUCAACACUGACAUGCACGAGCGUCAGGACCUGAACACCUCCGACACUGAGACUGAACUUGACGCUCCCUCACAACCUUCAGUUUCGGAGGAAAGCCUGAAAUAAUCGAGCAGGAAUCUGAAGUGAGACGGAAGGAUUUUGGAAGUCGAAGAAUAGUCAAUAUUAUACCUGAUGCUGUCAUGGACGUUCCGGCACGUGUUUUAAUAGGAUUUGCGAACAUGAUGUCCAUCAUGAGAUUUUUACUGUAUUUCAUUUAAGAUGUGUUUAUUUGGAUGAAUUUAUAUUCAUAAUGUUGCUAUAAACAAACCCGUUUAGAAGCAAAAGAAGAUAACUAUAUCUAUUUGGAUUCUUGGACAUUUGAAGUGGAGAUAUGGCUCGCGUUCUUGUCCUUGUUAACUCAGUCGGACUGUUGCUCUUCGGUAGUGAAAUGUUUCUGGUGGGAGCAAACCGUCCACCUGCUCCAGUUAAUGUUUCAGUUAUGCACCUGAGAGCUGAUUCAGCAACCGUGUCCUGGGAGGUGCCUGAGGGUGACAUCAUCAUCGGUUUUUCCAUCUCUCAACAGAGAAUGGAUGGCAAAAUGCAGAGGUUUAUCAGGGAGGUGAACACCACAAGCAGAUCAUGUGUGCUGUGGGACCUGGAGGAGGAGACGAAUUAUAUUAUCCAGGUGCAGUCCAUCGGCCUGUACGGAGAGAGUCAGGCCAGCAAACGUGUCCCCUUCAGAACCCUGAAGAAAACGGACCGCUUCCCCUCAAACAGUUCAAACCAAGAUGACCCGACUGUCCAAGGCCUGGAUAAAGCUCGACACCUGCAGACAGGAGAGAUGAUCAUCAUUGUGGUGGUGCUUCUUAUGUGGGCAGCUGUAAUUGCCUUGUUUUGCCGGCAGUAUGACAUAAUAAAGGACAAUGAUUCCAGCAACAGCAAAGAGAAGGUAAAACCAUCCUCAGAGAGAACCACACCAGAGCACCACAGCGGAGGAUUGCUGCGGAGCAAGUUCCACCACUCUGUGUCAUCUAUCAACAUCAUUGAGGUGUGAUGGGAGUAUCGUGGAUGUCAGUCACGCUCUCCGCCGCACCACCCGCAGAAUCUGAAUGACAGUAUGUCGACCCUUUCAUCAACAAACGGUCAAAAAUUCAUCAGCUACGCCGCAGUAUUGGCCCACCCAUAUACACAUAUUAAAGCAAUCUACUGGGACUGUAAAUAACAUAUAUUGUGUAUAUGACUGGAUGUCUAUAUUUUAUGAUGGACAGAGAAUUCCCAAAACUCUUACUGCAAUAUAACAAGACUAAUUCUGGGAUUUUUUCUCUUGUAUAGGAAGGAAAUUGUAUUUUUGUAAUGGCAUUGGUGAAGUAUGACAGGGUUUCUACUAUUUAAUUAGCUUGUGUUUUGUUUAUGCAUGCAACUUUCAUCGUCUGAUAGGAUGUGUACAGAAGCAGGUCUUUAAAUUAAAGCAAUAGUUCACCCAAAAAUUUAUCCAAGGCCUUGUAAGAUGCAGAUGAGUUUGUUUCUACAUCAGAACAAGUUUGAAAAAAUUCAACAUUACAUCUCUUGCUCAACUAUGGAUCCUCUGCAGUGAAUGGGUGCCAUCAGAAUGAGUCCAAACAGCUGAUAAAAACAUCACAAUAAUCUACAAGUAAUUCAGACAACUCCAAUCCAUCAAUUAAUGUCUUGUCAAGUGUAUUUGUAUGAAACAAAUCCAUAAUUAAGUCUUUUUUUAAAAUAAGAGUUCUCUAUCCAUGAUAUUCCUUUUUCCAGUGAAAAGUUAUCUCAUUUAAAUCAGGAGAGUAAUUUGUACAGAUCAAGCAACAUUUACAGGCAUAAAUAGUCUAAAACAGAUCUAAACAAAAGUAUCAGUGGAUGUUGAUGUAAGAGGACAACAGGGGAUGGGCUUCUUUCCUGGAUAAAGCGUUAUAUGUAUUAUGGACUCAUAUUAUGGCCUGAAGUGACAGUUUAAAAUUAAAACAUCUUGAAUUUGUCUUACAAACAUGCAGUUUUUCACUUCACAAGACAUUAAUUGAUGGACUGGAGUGGUGUGGAUUACUUGUGGAUUAUUGUUUGUGAUGUUUUUAUUAGCUGUUUGGACUCUCAUUCUGACGGCACCCAUUCACUGCACAGGAUCCACUGGUGAGCAACUAAUGUAAUGCGACAUCUCUCAAAAACUGUUCAGAUAAAAACUCAUCUUGGAUGGAAUGAAGCUCAGUACAUUUUCAGCAAAUAUUCAAUUUUUCGGGUGAACUUUUCCUUUAAGUCUGUGCUCUUAUUCUCAUUAGUUGGUAAAUGUGGUGGAAUCGUGUCUGUUCUUCUUAUUAGAGAGUAAUACUAGUGCUAAUCUCUCUACUUGCAAAUAGUUUCAUCUCUUCACCUUCCUUAACAGUUUUUAUGUAUCCUAAAUAUGGCUAUAGUAAUGUUUAUUUGCUUAUUUACCCAGUUUUAAUCUUAACACCUGCCAGAACGAAUAAUGUACCUAAAUGCUAAUCUCACUGUGUAAAUAAUGAAUAUUAAAUUAUUGGUUGUUUUAAGAAUAUAAAGAUGCCAUAAACCUAAUGAUGAAAAAAGCAUGGUUCUUCUUUUAAAUGAGUUGAUUUUAUCUUCUAUUUCUCUGUAUCAGUUUUAAUAAAGAUAUGAAUUACUUGAUGCAA
Messenger RNA from Cyprinus carpio (common carp), 2782 nucleotides. RefSeq names its product fibronectin type III domain-containing protein 4-like. Lineage: Eukaryota; Metazoa; Chordata; Actinopteri; Cypriniformes; Cyprinidae. The record is from RefSeq and is a predicted model, not a curated record. Gene Ontology annotation, molecular function: protein binding.